AUGUCGUCUGAGGUACACAGUGUACAGUUCAUGGAAUUUUCAGAAGUGGAGAAUCAUAAUGACUAUUACAUUAUUGAAGAUGGCAUCGCUCACACUCAGGAUAGAAAAGGAGCUUUCAUAGUAUAUGAUGUGGCAUUUGAUGAUCUGCAAGAGUUACAACAUCAACUACUGCUUCUAGCAACUCUGUUCAUCGAAAGAGAAAGAAAUUUCAAAGAAAGUAAAAGAGAAGCUGAUGUAAAUCUCUCCGACUGGGCUCACAUUAAUGUGGAUCGCUUUGCUCUGCUGCUUGACCUGUGGACUUGGGAAUGUGUCCUGCUAGAAAACAAGCAGCAGCUUGUAGAUAGUUACUAUGAAGCUUAUCAGCAUGUAUGUGAUCCAGAAGAAAGACUCGCCUUGGCACAAGUGAUCACUGACAUCAUGUAUCGGCGCCCACGGUUUGACAUUGGCUCGAAAUACUUCCUGGAUGCUUACCGGGAUGAAUGCCAAUGCCUGAGGCUUCACUUGCAGCUUAUAAGAAAUGUAUUAAAUAACCAGCUAGAAAGCCAAAGGGAAUUUGUUCAGAAGAUUUGGCGAGAUGGCCAUAAAGGAAGUUUCUAUGACUUUGGCCUUCCACUUAAUAUUAUUACUAAGCCACUUGUCUCACUUAACACCAGUAGUCCUGCCUUAAAAAAUGUUUACCUCCUGGAGUUUCAUCCUUCUCUUGGAUUGGCCUACCUUAUCCCCAAAACCUUAGAGCACGUAUGUGAGGAAUUUCUACAUACCUGCACAGCAAAGACACCCAAGGAGGUCUACAGUGUGGAGAAAAAGGUCUUUGAGUUAGCGCUAAAUGAAUGGUCAACCCAAAAAGAUCUCCAGUUAUCCUUUAUGGCAAAUGUGCACAAAGAUUUAUUUGAAGAAGUGCUGGUGGAAGAUCCAAUGAUGGUUACAGAUAUCUGCAUGUUUACGUUGAAUUCUGCUGAUGAAGAAAAGAAGCAUGGUACAGCAAAGCAAAUGUUCAUUUUGGAAACAUUCAGCAAGAUGCUUGAACUCAUCACUCUGCGUCACAGAAUAAUAGAAAUGUCAUUAGAAACAGCAAUGUUAUCCAGGACAUACACCUAUUUUGCUGAAGAGAUGGGAUUCAAUGAGUUCCACUUAUACUUGAGGCCUGUACGUUUUGAGUUUGCAACUCACAAAGCACAAGUUGACCAGAUUCAGCCUACUUUCAUCACAUCUCUGCUCGAAGAUGAUAGCAGUGUGGAUCGGUAUUCACCUUCUGCUCAGCUGCUUGCUAUUCAUGAGGUGGACGACAAUCAGAUUGGAAAGUUCAGCUUCUGGACAAAGGAUGGUAUAUUACAGCUUCUGAGUAAAGAUGGCGUGGAGAAUUUACAAGUGGUACUCACCUGUCAAGUCAUCCAGAAAAAUGCCCUGAUAGCUGCCACUCAGCUGGCUUCCUUUUGUCAGAUGUCAUCCUGGAUCAGCAAGCAGGUGAUGGAUAUAAAGGAUAGUAAUUUGAACAUGCAAAGACGGAUGAGUUCUGCCAGUGAAAAGACUUCUUCAUCGUGGUCACUGGUUGAAAGUCAGACAUCCUUAACUCCAAUACCUAACUCUAAUGGAACCCAAGCACAGACAUGUUGGACAAAGAAGAGAUAUCCGGAAGCUUUUGUAUCAAUACAGUUAGAAAAAGCGGGUCUUCGGGAUGCCAUGCUGAACACUUUUCUUCAGAAGAAGCAAGUUAUGGGGACUAUUAUGAGAAACCCUGAAGAAGUGGAAAAAGUAAAAAGAGAACUUGUAAAGGAUUACUGCCAGAAGUUGAGCAAACGGAUCUCUAUCCACUCUCUCAGAGGACAAAUAAUUGCUUACUGCAACAGCCUAAAGCAGCUUCUGGAAGAUUUCCCACUUAUUGAGAAAACAUAUUUUAUCAUAGGACAGCCUCAGGAGAAAAAGAAUCCCAUCAAAGAAGCCCCGCAAGCUGAUCCCAGGUUCGUAGCUUCCUCUUUUAUAUAA
Molecule: messenger RNA, 1983 nt
Organism: Nanorana parkeri
Lineage: Eukaryota; Metazoa; Chordata; Amphibia; Anura; Dicroglossidae
Gene: CCDC162
Exons: 14
Coding region: 1-1983 (660 amino acids)
Source: RefSeq, a predicted model, not a curated record